Messenger RNA from Spinacia oleracea (spinach), 1378 nucleotides. RefSeq names its product phosphoserine phosphatase, chloroplastic. Gene Ontology annotation, molecular function: magnesium ion binding; L-phosphoserine phosphatase activity. The transcript has 8 exons. Gene Ontology annotation, cellular component: chloroplast; cytoplasm. NCBI's taxonomy places the organism in Eukaryota, Viridiplantae, Streptophyta, Magnoliopsida, Caryophyllales, Amaranthaceae. The record is from RefSeq and is a predicted model, not a curated record. The coding region runs from base 165 to 1055 and encodes 296 amino acids. Gene Ontology annotation, biological process: dephosphorylation; L-serine biosynthetic process.
GCAUUUUCGGAAUCUGGCAAAAAAUGCAGUGGAAGAACAAAAGUCGAGGCUGGUAAUAUCAAGCAGUUCGAACUAAAGGACCCUCCUUCCUUUCUCAUGCAGCCAUUGGUGUCUGUUGCUUUUUGCUCACCUCACCAACAUUUUUGUUCAUACUGAUAAAUUUGAUGGAAGCCUUGAUGAGUGCGAAUAUUGUGAAAGUUCCUGUUUGUCAUGUAAAGCAAUGUAAUCACUCUUUACUCACUUCCUCUUCUCCGAGAUUAAUUGGAAAGCUACAUCGGAGUGCAUUCGGGAUGAUAAAGAGCUCAAAAUUGACGAAUUCAGUUGCUGCUUCAAUCCAGCCACUAGAAGCUUCAAUCACUGAACGCUUUGACAACACUCUACCAUCCAAAGAAGUACUUGACUUAUGGAGAAAUGUAGAUGCUGUUUGUUUUGAUGUGGAUAGCACUGUGUGCGUAGAUGAAGGUAUUGAUGAAUUUGCCGAGUUUUGCGGAGCUGGAAAAGCAGUUGCAGAGUGGACAUCAAGAGCAAUGAAUGGAUCUGUUACCUUUCAAGAGGCACUAGCUGCUAGGCUAUCCUUAAUAAACCCAACCCUUGCCCUACUCCAGGAUUACCUAGAAAAGAGGCCUCCAAGACUUUCUCCUGGCAUGGCAGAGCUGGUUAAGAAGCUUAAGGCUAGGAACGUUGAUGUUUAUCUUGUCUCAGGAGGCUUCCGUCAGAUGAUUAAUCCUGUUGCAUCGAUCCUUGAAAUUCCACUCAAAAACAUCUUUGCCAAUCAACUGCUUUUUGGAGACUCAGGAGAGUUUCUGGGGUUCGAUGAAAAUGAGCCUACUUCAAGGAGUGGAGGGAAACCCGUGGCAGUUCAACGGAUACGGAAGGCUCAUGGGUACAAAACAUUAGGCAUGAUUGGUGAUGGGGCAACGGAUCUUGAGGCUCGUCAACCAGGAGGUGCUGAUUUUUUCAUCUGCUAUGCUGGAGCUCAACUUCGAGAUGCUGUUGCUGCGAAAGCUGACUGGCUAGUUUUUAAUUUUAAAGAUCUUAUUAAUUCCCUGGAUUAGCUUCGUCUUCAAGCAAAUUUAUCACCGUUUUUUUCUCAUAUCCCGCUCGUCUAGUGCCCUCUUCAGAGUGGGGAAGCAAGGGUUUAUUUUCACUUAAGUAUUAGAUAGAUGCACCCCUUAUAUCACAUUUGUUGUAAUAUUAUCCUAUUUUUAAAGGGUAUGCCACCCCAUUCAUUGAAGACUGGAUAAAACCCUUACAGGUUUACUGGCUGUACGCAUGAAUAAGAGAUAUUAGGAUUCAUGCAAUACAUGAUUGUUGUAUUUAUGUUUAUCUACAGAGUGUUUGUUUUCUGUAAGCAAUCCAAUAUUGAUUAAAUCGUCAA